CUGCUGUCUUCUUUGAUUUCAUUAUUUAUAAACUCUGCUCUGCUCUGUUCUUCUCUUAACAGAGUUGCUAACAACAGAUUUUGAUGGACCAAUCAUAUUCUCAUUGUCUCCUCUGAACCCUUCCCGAUUACUCUCUGUCUCUGUCCUUUCAUGGCGAUCGCUGCUGCUUCUCCCUUCUCCGUCGGUCCUUCCCAGUGCCAUUUAUGUCAAGUGGAAGGGGUUUAUUACUCACCAUUACAUGGGGUUAACAGCAGUUGGGUCAAAACUACAUUUGAUGGCUGCAGAGCUAGUGACCUGUCUGGUGUGAGUUUCAGAUGCAGGAGUCCAUUUUUCGGAUCAACACAAUUUCAUUGGUGGCCUGCAGGGCAUGAUCUUUGCCUUUCAAAAGUUUCAGUUGCUGCAGAUUAUUCUGAUUCUGUUCCUGACUCAUCUAGCUAUGCAAGUAACCAAGGUUAUCAUCCUCUUGAAGAACUGAAAGUUUUCAAAAGGAUCCGGGAAACUAAACUAUCAGCAGCUGAAGUAGCAAGGACAACCGUUGAGGCUAACGGCACAGCUUUGCUAGUCUUUCCUGGCACAGUGCAUUCUGAACCUCAUGAACAGAUUUCUUGGGCUGAAUUUCAUUAUGUCAUUGAUGAUUAUGGAGAUAUCUUUUUCAAAAUUUUUGAUGACGAGAACAUCUUACAAGAUCGUGGAGCAAGUAACCUUGUGAAUGCUCUGAUUGGGAUGGAUAUCCCCAUGCAUGAGAAUAAUAGGGUAAUUGGUGAAUACAAUAUUUCAGACAUUGGGAACGAUGACGAAAUUCCUUUUGAUGAUGAUUAUUUUGAGGUUAUGGAUUCUGAAAUGUCGGAGGCUCCAGUGGAUUGGGGGAUGCCAGAUACUGCCAGUGCCAGCUGGGUUCAUCCUAUAUAUUUUGCCAAGUGCUUGACAAAGGCCGUUCAUAUGGAACAUGACAGAAAAAUGGACCAUCCAUCAAAUGGUGUUUCUAUUGUGGGUUGCCUCAGACCAGCCUUUUCUGAUGAAGAAUCAUAUCUGAGAAGGCUAUUCCAUUUUGAAGAUAAUGAUGGCUACACCUCAGACUGGAAAGAUGGUGAAACUUCCAGAUCUAGUUCCAAAUAUGGUGGAUCUAAAAGUGACUCAACUCUCUAUCGAUUGGAGAUAAUGAGAAUGGAAUUAUUCUCUAUAUAUGGUGUGCAGUCUUUAAUUAGCUUGCAAGAUUUUCAAGAUGCUGAGCCUGAUGUCCUUGUACACUCUACUUCAGCAAUUUUAGAGCGUUUUAGUCGGAAUGGAAUCAGGUGCAAUGUUGCUCUAAAAGCCCUGUGCAAGAAGAAGGGUCUCCAAAUAGAGGGAGCUAAUUUGAUUGGAGUUGAUAGUCUCGGCAUUGAUGUAAGAAUUUUCUCUGGGGUGGAAGUUCGAACUCAUCGUUUUCCAUUCAAAGUUCGGGCUAUGUCUGAAACUGCAGCUGAAAAGCAGAUCCAGAAACUGCUGUUCCCGCGGUCUCACCGAAAGAAAUUUAGGACUGAUGGAGAUGGAUUCAGGGACCCAGCCUCCUUUUAGUUUUCCUUUUCUAAUUAUCCAGUGACUCCAUUAUGGGCACUAUCAAGCACAGAAGAACUUGGUCCUUAAGAUUUUUAGUGCUAUCCAGGUGAGAUUGUCCAGGAGCAUCACUAUAUUAUUCCACAGAACCUGCAACAAUGGCUGAGCUUUUUGCAACCUGAGCAAUGGUACUACAUGAAGCUGAAAAGGAAACUUGUCUUGGAGGUUGGGUGAGCUGUUAAACAGAAAAUGUAACAUUUGAUGAGGUCUCAUCUGAAGGCUGAAGCUUAUGGAUUGCUAGUAUGACUGUUAGCUUGAUGUACUAAUAAAUCAGUGGCAUCUUGUACAUGUUUCAAGCUGAUGCCUGCCCCAAAACCUUUACUUUUACUGGUCAUUCAAGAUGAGAUAAAUAAAAUGGGAGAGGGACAUGAUUCCUAGCUUUGUAACUCAAAUUUAGAAUGGUGCUUAACCAAAUUUGCUUAUCAACGCAGCAACUGGUGACCGAAGCUAGCACCAGAACUGCAUUUUGGCAUAUGUUAUACAUAAGUUCUUUCUUUGUUAAAGUUGCACUCAGCAACCAGCUAGGUAAAAUGAAAUUUUUAAAUGAAAAAGUGAAUCAAAAUUAAAAUAAA
Molecule: messenger RNA, 2165 nt
Organism: Theobroma umbraticum
Lineage: Eukaryota; Viridiplantae; Streptophyta; Magnoliopsida; Malvales; Malvaceae
Product: Pentatricopeptide repeat (PPR) superfamily protein
Source: RefSeq, a predicted model, not a curated record